UAGCAGCAACAACGGUGGCAGCGGUAGCGGUGGAAAGCAGGCAUCCCAUCGGCCUCGACCUAAGCCGAUCUCUCCUCGUUCCUCCUCUCCCUCUCCUCCUCCCAUUCGGGUUUGGUCUCGGUUUGUUCCCGGUGGUGGUGAUUUGGGAGGUCAAGUUGAUUCGGAUGAACUGAAUCUUGGUGAUUGGACAGGAUUGACGGGGUUUAAGGAAAAGAUUUAUUCGGAUUUGUCAAUUUUAAUGCAUUAAUAGAUAAUCGAAACCGGAAGGCUGCCUCUUUCCUUCUUUAGCGUUUGGAGAGUGGGAGAUAAGGAGAUCAUAAAUAUUUAUAGAGUGAGAAAUCUCCUUUCUUCUUCUUGUGCCGCAAUUGCUGUUCUUGUUUGGUCUCUAGUCGUGCUUCUUCUUAUUUGUGUCGUGUUUAUGGUGUUUAUUUGUGGAACACAAGAUGGAGAAGAGGAGUAGAGAGGUAAGAAAGGGAGGCCUGUUAGAAUAGUGAGGCAUAGGGAAAGGAAACGAUGGAGAUUACUGCGCGAAAGCACUCAUCGAAUCUGCAGUCUUUCCUCGCUCAUACCACGCCUUCAGUGCCUGUUUAUUCUCUCUCAAAGCCGAAUACACGAGACAAUAACUUUUGGCAACCAACUGGCAAGGACAGGUCGGAGUAUUUCACCCUUGGAGACCUCUGGGACCAAUAUAGUGAGUGGAGCGCCUACGGUGCUGGUGUUCCAAUCGUCCCUGACAACUAUGAGAAUGUAGUCCAAUACUACGUUCCAUACCUAUCUGCUAUCCAAAUAUACACUAACAAGUCUCUUCCUUGUUCAAGGAUUUCGCUGGAAGAAAGCGAGAGUGAAUCGUUUAGUGAUGACAGUGAGAGUGAAAAGAUGUCCAAGUCAUCAUCAGAUGCUUUGUCAGAAGAUUCUGAUGUUAGCCAGGAGAGUUCAUUGCAUUCAAAAGAAACCCUGGGGCAGCUUUACCUUCACUAUAUAGAAUAUGGUUCUCCUUAUAGAAGGAUACCCCUCGUGGACAAGGUAAAUGAAUUGGCAGAACAUUUUCCUGGUUUGAUGUCAUUCAAGAGUGUGGAAAUGUCACCAGCUAGCUGGAUGUCUGUUGCCUGGUAUCCAAUUUAUCAUAUUCCGAUAUGUAGAAAUGCUAAGGAUUUAUCGGCGUGUUUCCUGACUUACCAUACUAUAUCUGCAUCAUUCCAAGAUAAUGUUGGACAUGUGGAAAGUGCAAAGGACUUCUGUUCUACAAUAUCGAGAACAAACCGAAGGGAGCAAAAGAUAGGGAACAACUCAAUUACUCUGUCGCCAUUUGGUCUCUCCACUUACAGAAUGCAGGGGAGCCUAUGGAGAAACUCAGGAACUUCAGACAACGAAAUGAUAGGGACCCUCUACAAUGCCGCACAAUCCUGGUUAAACCAGCUUAGAGUUAAACAUCAUGACUUUGACUUCUUCACCACUCACUCAAUGUAAAUAGUUCCCCCUUGUAAGUUUUUGGAUGUCACCAUAGCAUCACUGGGCUGAAAAGACUGUAUUGCUGAAAAUUCUGUCUUCAAAUAACGUUGACAGGUUAUGGUGGAAUCAUCGGUUCUUUUUCGCUAAGGAGCCGAUGGUACACUGAAAACUCUGGUUAAAGAAGGUUGUGGAAUCAUCGGUUCUUUUUCGUUAAGGAGCUGAUGACACACCAAACUUGAUUGUAGGAUUUGGUUGUAAAAGUAGACCAUUUUGGAUUUGGACAUUUUGGUUUACACUACUAUAGAGUUUCUACCUGAGCCCAGAACAGAAAAAGUACAUUUCAGCUACAUUUGGUCUCUAUAUAUGCUCUUCAAAAUCACAUUUGUGCUUU
This is a messenger RNA of Musa acuminata subsp. malaccensis (wild Malaysian banana), 1840 nucleotides long. RefSeq lists its product as uncharacterized. NCBI's taxonomy places the organism in Eukaryota, Viridiplantae, Streptophyta, Magnoliopsida, Zingiberales, Musaceae. The record is from RefSeq and is a predicted model, not a curated record.